Molecule: messenger RNA, 309 nt
Organism: Symbiodinium sp. CCMP2592
Lineage: Eukaryota; Dinophyceae; Suessiales; Symbiodiniaceae
Source: the annotation of a GenBank genome assembly
AUGUUCUGUAGCAUUCGCAAGUGCCAGAAGGGGGUUUUCGGCCGUUCGCCUACAUUUGUCGCACCGAGGUUUUGGUCAACUUGUCCGCUAGUGCAAACAGAGGAUGGCUUCGCAGGCUAUUCAGUCAGCUACAAGGGUGAGACGACACAAUUCUCGGCGACUGAGGUUACAGCCAUGUUCCUAACCAAGCUGAAGCAGGUGACGGAGGCAUGGUGUGGAGCAAAAGUGGCUGACGCAGUCAUCGCUGUCCCAUCCUAUUUCGCUGAUUUUCAGCGUGCUGGCCUCGUGAUCUUGGGAUGCAGUUCGUAA